Messenger RNA from Babjeviella inositovora NRRL Y-12698, 1146 nucleotides. RefSeq names its product clavaminate synthase family protein. The record is from RefSeq and is a predicted model, not a curated record. Gene Ontology annotation, biological process: carnitine biosynthetic process. Lineage: Eukaryota; Fungi; Ascomycota; Pichiomycetes; Serinales. The annotation marks the transcript as partial. The transcript has a single exon. Gene Ontology annotation, cellular component: mitochondrion. Gene Ontology annotation, molecular function: oxidoreductase activity.
GUUUCUUUCUUUAACUUUUUCUUGCGCGAUGCGGAUAAAUCGGCCGAGUCGUACGAACCAACUUGCAGACAAAAAAUCUUCUCCACGUCCGAGUUGGACUACAACGUGAAGCCGUUGACAAAGCCCCAGAUCGUGUCGCAUCCCGAAACCAACGAAUUGGGCUUGCAGAUUGAAUGGUCUGAUGGUGUCAAUACCGUGUACGACCACAGCUUCUUGAGAAAGUUUUCCAAGCCGGAGUUGAUCAAAAAGGGCAAGAACUUUGAAAGCGAGAGGGUUUUCUGGAACCUGCAAGAUUUCGCCAAGGUGGAGUCCGAGCUUGUGGAUUCCAUCACCUUCAAGGACUACAUGGCCAACGACGAGGUGUAUUACAACACGUUGAAUAGCUUGAACAAGUACGGUGUGGUCUAUGUCAACGAUAUCCCAGAGGGUAAUAACUUUAUCAUGGAGGACGGGAAGUGGGCGAUUGAGCACUUGGUCGAGAGGGUGGGUCACAUCAGGGAAACCUUCUACGGGAAGUUGUUCGACGUGAAAACCGAGCCUAACGCCAAAAACUUGGCGUUUACCGCCAACAAGCUCCCAUUGCACGCGGACUUGAUGUACUACGAGGCUCCGCCGGGGAUCCAGAUCUUGCAUGCGUUACAAAACUCUACCAAGGGUGGUGAGAACGUGUUUUGCGACGCCUUUUUGGGGGCCCAACACGUGAAGGAGAUGGACCCAACAGCAUACGAAGCGUUGAAGACGGUUCCAAUCAACUUUCACAAGAUCGGUCAUGACGACCAGUACUUCUCCUUCAGCCGUCCGAUUGUGGUGGAGAACUUGGAGGGCGGGUUGACCCAGGUCAAUUACUCCCCUGCCAAUAUGGCUCCGUUCGAGUUUGGAAUUACCAGUGCCAACCCAGAGGAGGAAAAUAUCUUUAAGGACUUUUUGCGUGGGUUGAAGAUCUUUGAGCAGUUUAUCAACGAUCCAGUCAACCAGAUUGUGGUCAAGACGAAGGAGGGCUCAGCCGUUGUGUUCAAUAACAGAAGGGUUUUGCACACCAGAAAGAAGUACCAGGAGACGGAGAAGGAGUCAUUCAGAUGGUUGAAGGGGGCGUACUUGGACAUGGACACGUUUGAGUCGCAGUUGAGAAUUUUGAAGAAGAGCUAC